AAUAAUCUUAUUGCUUUUUAAUUUUUAUACAUAAAUAAUAAAACUAACUAAGUCGUGUAAGACAUUUAAAUUAAGUAGGCAAGUUGCAAUUUAUUAUUGGAAUACAUGGAUUAAGCUCAUGUUAAAUCAAAAAUAUGUAAAAAAAAAUGCAAUGAAGUUACGAAAUGUGGUUUCAUUUUAUCGUACACUUUGUGACAACAUAAUUUUUUUUCACUAGAUAGGUAACACUGGCAAACAUACACCUUUUCCGCUUCACUUUUUUUUUCGAACGGCAUCUCUAUAUUACUCUAUGCCAUCGAUCGCGUUUUCGUCAUGUGACCUUUGAUUUCAUUUGUCCGAAAAAUACCAACAAGAUGUUUGUUUAUUAUUAUUUUUUUCAAUCCAUUUCCCCCCUACAUGGCACACAUUAUUAAGGCACUAUAUAUAAUUAUAUAUUUAACUAUAGUGCCCUAACAUUAUCAAUAUUAUUAUUAUUUUUGCUUUCGUCUCACGGCCAAUGCGGUGCUAGUAAGCAAGUUACAGUAACUGUGUACUGCCGAUGUAAACACAGGCCAACGGGUUUCUCGCACACGCCACGAACAAUUAUUAUCGUCGUAAUCUUCUGCCGUGCAAAAUACUGUGGUAAUAAUCAUAAUAAAAAUAAAAUUGUUGACGAUCGCGUAAUAUUUUUGUUUUGUUCUCCACCGUUUAUCAUUUAUACAUUAAUUGAGUAACACUAAUACACAAUACAGUACUACAGUGGUCGUCGCCGCGUACGGUUUUCAUCGAUCGAGACCCGAGCCCAACAAGUGGGCAUCGCCGCGAACAAUAAUUAUAAUAUUUAAGUUUGUGAUUGUCGGCACGCUGUGUCUGUGUGCCGAUUUCGGUAUUUUUUGUAUCGUUCCGAAACGCGGGGCCUGUAAACUCGGCUCCGGGAGACGUUCUACAUCGAAUUCGGAGACCGAUUAUAAAUUCCGCGAGGGGGCCACCUGCUCGCCACCGUCACGCCGCGCCGUCGAAAGUCAUGGCCGCGCGCGUUUCUUUGUCGUCCGCCUGUAGUCGUCAUCGCGUCGAAUCGUCAUUGCCGUCGCUAAAGGAGGACCCACUACCGCUCAGAGCGCCGUGCGCCGCCGCCGCCGUUGCGGUCCCGCUGCUGCUGGACGUGGUCGUCCGUUGCCUGUUGUCAAAAGACGAAUAAAAAUUGAGAAAAUAAGAAUUUAAUUAAUUCAAGAAUUUUUUAACACUUAAAUAAGUAAAAAGUGAUUUUUUUUAAUUCUAAGAAAAAAAAUUAUUGGUGUUUGUAUUACGUUAUAAAGAAGAAAAAUGAAUAACAAAGAGUAUACAAACUUUUUUGGCACAAUGGAAACUAAACGUGUGUUGAAAGCUGACUAUCCUACAGAGAGUUCAUCAUUAGGGGUACCUAUACCAAUAAGGAAGAAUGGAGAUCUUAAUUCGUUACAAGAUUAUGGAUUUGAAUUAUUUGAUACAACUAAUGAUCUUAUUCAAGAUCCUAUGGUAGUCAAUAAUGCAGAUCAAAAUUUUUUCACUAAUAACGAUACUGGGUGGAUAGGAAGAUCUGAUGAAAUGUCGUUCAUCAAAAUGGAUGAAGACAUUUUUCAGGUGGAUCAAUCCGAUUUGCUUCACGGACCAACAUUAGCUGAAUUAAAUGCCAAUGGUGGUGAAUCUUUAUUAGAAGACCUCAAUUUUGAUGAUCUAUUGUUACCACCUGAUUCAGUAAAAUCUGAAAUACCUGAUACAGUCCCAUUAAUGAGUUCAUACUUGAUAGAUCAUGUUGUGAAUACUAGCCCUGUUAAUCGACCAAGUUCUUCAAAGUCUGGCUUUCAACUUUCACCAAACAGUUGCAGUUCACGUUCAUCACUUUCUCCAGGUCCAACAAAUUCAAUAACACUACAAGAACUCUUGAAGAAAGAAACAAAAUCACAGAAGUGUUUAUCUCCUCCCAUAUUUGGAACUAGUGUUCCGGGAUCCGGAUUUAUGCUGGCUAGCAGAUCAAGGGGAAAUCUUUCAUCAUCAGCUCCUACUCAUCUUGGACUUGAACAAAUAUGGCAGCGUAGAGAACCUCGACAGCAUUUAUUGUCCACUGGAUCAUUAGCAGAAGCAGGAUCUACUUCCUCGCUUUCAACUGGAGGUGUUUUGAGUCCAGAAGCUUAUGAUUUUUCUUUGGAUGAAGCCAUUGAUGAUUCUGAUGAUGAUACAGAACAAGAAGAAGACUAUUCAUCUGAUAAUGACUCAGGGGACAGUGAUUGUGGUGGAACAUCUGCCAAAUCAUCUUCACACAAGGAUAGAUUUUUUUGGCAGUACAAUGUUCAGUCUAAGGGUCCUAAAGGUCAAAGAUUAGUUUUAAAAUGUAAGCUAGAGGAUCCACAUUGUUUAAAUGAGGUUACUGAUCCCGUAUUUAGUCCGAAUUGCUCAAUACAAGGAAUUAAACAUAGUGGUAAAGCAAGAAAGGGAGAUGGUAAUGAUUUAACACCAAAUCCUAAAAAAUUACAGUCAAUUGGCAGAGAAUUGGAUAAAUUGAACAGAAGUAUAACUGAAAUGACACCAGUCAGCGAGUUGCCAUUUAAUGUUCGACCAAAUACACGUAAAGAAAAGAACAAAUUAGCAUCCAGAGCAUGCCGAUUGAAGAAAAAAGCUCAACAUGAAGCGAACAAAAUAAAACUUUUUGGAUUAGAAACUGAACACAGACGUUUGAUUAAUGCUAUAGCUCAAGUGAAACAGAUGUUAGUUGCUAGAACAACAAGUGACUCAUUUCCAAAAGAAAGUCAAGAAUUGACAAAUGCCAGUGAGAAAAUUGCAAAAAAUGCUACCAGAUUAAAAGUAGCUGGGCAAACUACAGAAUUUGUGAAUAAAGUUCUGGAGAACCAAAUUAGGUGCACGGCGAGGUGGCUUGGAUGAGCUAUAGUUGCCAAAAAUCAAGUACCAUUAAACUAGUCUUUAUAUAAGUUAUUAAGUUAAGAUAUUUUUAAAGAUGAUCGCCAAUAAACUCUUAUUAUGAUUAAGUUGACCACCAAAGGAGUCAUUAAUGUUAUUAUUGCAACUGUUGUUUUUAUUUUUAAUACUAUUGAUAAAUGAUUAUACAUUUAUCAGUCAAUUAUAAAAUCCUACUACUUCCCAGAAAGUAUGUUAAUUUGUUCAAUAUUAACAGUAUCAUUACUGAUACUUAAAUUCUUAAUGACUUGAUUUAUCUUUAUAAAAUGUAACUGUUAUAUGUUUUGUCGAAAUAAUUUUGAUUUGUUAUUAUUAUUUUUAUUAUAUUUUUUGCCUCUUUUGAGCAUCAUAUGUUUUUACUACCAUGUAAAUAUGUUUGGUUAUCAUUACUUAUUAAUUAUUAUGUGUUUAUUAUUGUUAAGAAAAGGCAUACAAUUUAACUCUGCAUGAUUAUGUGUGUGUGUGUACAUUUGAUUGAGUAAAACCAUUUCAUUACAGUAUUGUUUAAUACAUAGUAUGCUAACUUACUAUUAAAUUAAUUGUAUUGUUCAUAAAUAUUUAGUACAUAUUUUGUACCAAGAUAAUCUCAAAAAAAAAAAAAAAAUGUAAAUAUUAAAUCAUAUAAACAUUAUAAAAAAAAGAACUCAAUUUAAUGUACAUUCAUGAUAUUUAAAUAAUUACAUUUUUAAAUAUUUUAUAUAAAUUAUGGUUAUAUUUUUAAAUUUGGAAGCUCAAUAAUUUUAGAUCAAUGUUGAUCAUUUUAUUAAUUAAUAGCGAGAAAUAAUUAUGAAAUCGUUAAAAAUUAUUGUAUAAUAUGAUUUGUUGCUUUUAUUAAAUUACCAUUUUUGGAAAAUAUAAGAAUGAGACAUUUUACUGAUGUCUGACAACACUUUUAAUGGGGUAUUAAAUAUAAAUAUAUUUUUUUUUAAAUUGACACAAUUUUGAAAAAUAUUAAAAAUAUCAUAAACAGUUAUUAAAAAAAAAAAAAAAUGGUUGAAAAAUACUAAAUGACUAUAUUUAACAAAGUUAUAAUAUUCAAUAUUGAGUUUAAUCAUGACUUACAAUUUUACCCAAUUAUUUUUAGAUUCUAAAUCUAUUAAUAUUAUUCACUUACUAUAAUAGUUACUUGUUCUCUAAAAAUAAAAAAUUCAAAAAAGUUAUUAUAAAGUUGAAUUAAUUGAAUAUUGUAUGACAAAUUUUAUAUUCUUUACACUGUAAUUUUCUCUGCUAUGAGUGAAUUGUUUAAAAAUCAAAACUAUAUUUUUUUACGUUUGAGAGAACUUAUUUAAUAUUAGUGAUAGUUUACCAUUGUUAAUUUUCAGCUUUAAAAGUAAAAUUAUAUAAAUGUCAAUUUUACAAUUUGAAAUUCCAUAAUUUAGUUUAAACUAGACUAAAAAAAAAAAAAUGAAUAUUAACUCAAGUAAUUUUUUAUUAAGAAACAAAUCUGAUAACAAUAAAAUGUUUAUUCUCUGAAAUGAUUCGUUUUAAAUCAAAAUAUAACUUAGUUAGUUAAAUGUUUAGUUGGAUAUCGACAUCAUAUAAGUAUAUUUCUUAAUUAAAAUAAUAUUUGGGAUUUAUUAAAAUAAUUUAAUAAUUUAUCAUUAUAAUGAUAACAUACUCUUAGUAUGAACUAUAUAAUAAUACUAAUUCAAUAUUGAUAAAUAUAAAAAUACAAACAAUUUUAGUGAUUUAUAAUUUAAUAGCGCUGGAUGUGUUUAUUUCUUUUCUAAUCUGCUUUAUAAUUAUUUAUAACAUAAGGUAUAAACAUUUAACAUAUAAAGCUAUUUAGGUUUUAAGUUUAAAUAAUUAAAUUCUUAAUUAACAAAUAUUUAUCUGUGAUCAUUUUACAUUUAAAGAUCACUGCUUUAGUAUUGUAUUUUUUUAAAUAUAUUAUUGCUCUUAAACUAUAAAAAAUCAUUUUAAAAUGUUAAUUUAGUUUUAUAUAAUUUAUACUGUAUUAUUAAGUAAAUAUUUUUAAUUCAAAAGGGUUAAGUUACUAAUAGAUUCUGUUGGAAAAAUCUAGUUACCUACUCAGAGAAAUGUGAUAAAAACACGGGUUUGCUCAUUUUAUUAAAUAUUAACAAUUAAAAAAAAAACCUUUUUUAUGAUAGUUAAAUUAAAUUUCUUUAAACCGGGCUUCGUAAUUAUGUUAAUAUUACUUAGCAUUGUAUUUAUAAACAUAUUAAGCUUCUUCCGAUUAAAUAAUGUACUUUCUUGUUGUAAUUUGAAAACAAACAUCAAAAUUAGUUAUUUUAUUGUACCAGAUUAUAGGUCUACUUUAUUUUUUUAAUAUUAUUUAAUUUUAAGGUACGUUAAACAUGUUUACUUUAUAUACUAAACUAUCUAAACUAUUGUUCUUUUCAAUUUUAUUUAUUUUAUUUAAAAUAUCUGGGAAUUUAUAUUACUAAACAGCUUUAUAAUAAAAACCAUCAAAACCAUAUUUGUAUUAUUGAAAGUUGUUUAUAAUUAAUGUAUAUUUGAAAAUCUGGUACUUGAGGUUGAUUAGUUAGUUUUAUUAUAGUUUUGUAAAAUUAAUUAUCUCAAAAGUGUCUUGCAGGUUUAAAAGCUCUUGUAAAAUUAAAGAUGCUCAUUAAAAAUAAGAAUAUUACAAUUUGUGAAAAUAUAGAUUUACAUUAAUAUGAAAUUUUGUGUCAUGUUUGUGUUCAGUAUGUGAUAAACCCAGUACCACUUUAAUUUUUUUAGCAGUUUUUUAAACUUCACAAAACAAUUUAUAUUCUUUAAACAAGAACUAUACAUUAUGUUAUAGUUAUGAUAAAUGUAUACAGUUCAUUGAGAUAAAUUAUUAAAUAUACUUACUAAAAUUGUGGUAAUGUUAUGUAGGUGUUAAUUUAAAAAUAAUAAUAUUAAAAUAUAUCUGUCAAAAGCUUACCUAUAAUAUGUGAUUAUUAUUUUGUAACAGUUUUAAUUUGUAUUGUGUUAAGUUUAUGUCAUGUAUUAUAUGCAAUGUACUGUUUUUUUUUUUUUUUUUUAUGUUAUAUGUUAAUACAAGAUUAAAACGCACUUUAAUACUUGCCAAUGUAAUUUUACAAUUUUAAGUGAGUAAUUGAAAAAUGCCGAAAAAUAUUACUAUUUUUGAUUUAAUAAUAACAAAAAAUAUUAUUUUUGU
Messenger RNA from Metopolophium dirhodum (rose-grain aphid), 6055 nucleotides. Its product is annotated as protein CREBRF homolog. Lineage: Eukaryota; Metazoa; Arthropoda; Insecta; Hemiptera; Aphididae. Gene Ontology annotation, cellular component: nucleus. The record is from RefSeq and is a predicted model, not a curated record. Gene Ontology annotation, biological process: regulation of transcription by RNA polymerase II; response to unfolded protein. Gene Ontology annotation, molecular function: DNA-binding transcription factor activity, RNA polymerase II-specific; RNA polymerase II transcription regulatory region sequence-specific DNA binding.